Messenger RNA from Adineta ricciae, 354 nucleotides. The record is from the annotation of a GenBank genome assembly. NCBI's taxonomy places the organism in Eukaryota, Metazoa, Rotifera, Eurotatoria, Adinetida, Adinetidae.
AUGAACGCACCGGCAACAUUCGAAUCGUUUUUAUUAUUAGAUGGAGAACGAAAGAUCAUCGUUGAAAAAGAUUCGAAGGUACCCAAUGCUGUCGUUUUCACAAUCAGUAAAGAAGAUCAUACCUUAGCCAAUAUGCUUCGUGCGCAAUUAUUAAAAGAUCCUAAAGUUAUCUUUGCUGGUUAUAAAAUUCCUCAUCCACUGGAAAAUAAAGUCAUUCUACGUGUUCAAACAGCUUCACAUGAAUAUUCCGCAGUGAAUGCGAUGGAAAAUGCAAUUAAAGAUCUGAUUUUUGAAAUGGAUAUGCUUGAAGAUCGAGUGAAAUCUGCAAUUGCCAAUCGUCAGAGCGCGGAAUAA